AUGUCUAGUUCUAUUUUCAGAGUUCUCAGAAACGUCAAGCGCGUCGGAUUUAAGAAUGCCCUCAAGCAGAUGAACGGUAUUGGUGAUAUCAAGUCAGGCCGUCUUGUAGGCGUUGAUGCUUACGGCAACAAGUUUUUCGAAAACGAUACAGAAGACGAAAUUCACAUGCGAACACGAUGGGUCGAGUACAAGGAUUACUACGGCAAUAUGAGCACAGUCGAGGCUGGCUGGCACUUUUGGCUUGGUUACGGUGUCGACACUCCUCCUAACCAAACUUCAGAAGCUCACAAGACCAUUCGUGCUUAUCCAGAGCCCCCAACACUUAUUCAUGGCACUGGCAGUCCCGGUGCAUACGUUCCUUACAACACUGUGAAGCCAAAGAUUAAGAGCUGGGAGCCAGUUGUUGAGGCUAGAAAAUAA
Messenger RNA from Magnusiomyces paraingens, 420 nucleotides. RefSeq lists its product as uncharacterized. Gene Ontology annotation, biological process: mitochondrial respiratory chain complex I assembly; response to oxidative stress. Gene Ontology annotation, cellular component: membrane. The coding region runs from base 1 to 420 and encodes 139 amino acids. The record is from RefSeq and is a predicted model, not a curated record. The transcript has 2 exons. Lineage: Eukaryota; Fungi; Ascomycota; Dipodascomycetes; Dipodascales; Dipodascaceae.